AUGGAUGCAAAAGAAGAAUCCGUCGAAUUGGAACUAAUUGCUUCUCGCAACGUAGAUGAUUCGACAAGUGUUGUUGCUCACGACAAUGAAAAGAAGAAAUCCAAAAAAAAGCAUAAGCACAAGCAUAAGUACAUCGAUUCUAAUAAUGAAGAAGAGCAGAAAAAGCAUCAUCAUAAAAAAAAGCGAGAUAAAAAACUAAAGAAACAUAAAAAAAGUAAGAAGAAAAGAAAGGAUAACGAUAAGGAGUCAGGAGAUGAGUCCCAUGAAUUAAAAGUUCAAGAAAAACAACUAGAAGACAAAUUGCGAAAAGAAGAAAGGAAAAAUGAUUCUGAUGAACAGAUUGAGAAGAUAUCUGGUGCUGACAGUGAAGCUUCCUUAAGUCCAAAAAGUGAUCGACACGAUGAAAAACCUUCGGAAAAUAAUGCAUUGGCUACUGCGAAUGGAAUUGGAAAGGAAAAUGUUGCUGUUGAAACGGAAAGGGAAACGAAAGAAGUUUCUACACUAGAAAGAAAACGAAAACGUGCACAUUUGAAAGAAGACCAGAAGUGUAUAGAGAAAUAUGAGUCUGCUAAACGAAAAAGGGAGUUAGAGGACGUUUUAAAAAACGAUUAUCAGAGUAUGGAAUUGGAAGUUGGGAGCACGUCACAAAGAGAGCGACUGGAUUCGAGGAGAGUCGGAAAUGAUGUACAAACGAAAGAUGACAAAAAAAAAGUGACCGAAGUAGUGAGAUCAAGUCAGAACUCUGAAAAUGCGUCGAAAACAAGUAGGGAUGGAGAUCGUUAUGAUUAUGCUGAAGGUAAAAUAGAUCGUGAAAGACGAAAGGACGGAGAAUCAGUCUCCAGAAGACGUCCAGAUGCUGAUCACUCUGGAAGUAGCAGACGGCGUAGUCGUUCUACAGGUAGGCGUGUUCGUGAUAAAGCAGAUGAAUUACAUUCAGAGUCACGUGAUCGUAAAGUACAUCGAAGUAUUUCGAAAUCCAGAGAUGACAAGCGCAGAAGCAGCUCCAAAUCUGGUCGUACAGAACGUGGUCGUGAUCGUGAGAAGCGUGUUGAUAGACGAUCACGCUCACUAGUACGACGUGGGCCACGUCCUCACUCCAAAUCUAAUGAGCGGUCAUUAAGAGACACUUCAAGAUCUAGAGAUCAAGGUGGUCGUGAACGCGAUCGUAAUCGUCGAAGCAGAUCUGAUAUCCGUUCUCGUCGAAGUAGAUCUGGUGAUCGUUCCCGGCGAAGUAAGUCUGGUGAUCGUUCCCGGCGAAGUAAGUCUGGUGAUCGUUUUCGUCGAAGCAGAUCUCUUGAUCGUUGUCGGCGAAGUAGGUCGAAAAAUCGUCUCCGUCGAAGUAGAUCUAGAGAUCAUUCUCGUCGAAGUAAAUCGAGAGAUCGUCUUCGUCGAAGCAGAUCUGGCGAUCGUUCUCGACGUUCAGAAUUAAAACGUCAUACGGAAUCAUCUCGGGAUAGAGAAAAACGCGAACGUGGUAGAUCAAGAGAUAGGCGCAGUGAUAAAGCGAAAAAUGAGUUUCGUCGAAACUCAACCAGGAAAAAUCAAACACAUCGUGAUGAUGUAUCUAAAUCUGCAAGCAAAUUUCAUAAAGAACCGAAAAAGGAUCGCCAUUAUCGAGAAAGUAGUGUAAGUUCUACAGAAUGGGAAGAUCCUGAAGAAAAGGAAGAAAAGAAGAUUCAGGAGCUCCGAAGACGUCGACAGCAGUUUCUAAUGAGCAUCGAGAAGCAGAUUGAUGAAAAAGCUCGAGCCCGAAUUGGUGAAGAUGCAGUAAAUGGCGAUGUUAUUGGUGAUGGUGAUGGGGAUAAUGAUGGUGAUGGUGAUAAUGAUGGUGAUGGUGAUAAUGAUGGUGAUGGUGAAGGUGAGGGAGAUCUAAACGGGAGCACAAAUUUCGAAGCUUCUAUUAUGGAACAGAACAAGCAUUUUGCGUCUGGUGAUGAAACAUCGAGCCAGUCAGCCGACGAGCUGCUCAUUAGAGAAGCAGAACGAGAACUUUGUAAGAAGCAUGACAGUGAUGUGUCUUGUUCCAGUAGUCCUGUUUCUCCCGCUGGGGAAGAUACGCCUGCAGAUUUUUAUUGUGAUUUGAAGGAGAAAAUGGUUCACAUUAAGGGGCAAGAAGAAUCUGCAGUUGAUCGCGCUUUGAAAAAAGCUGUAGAAGAAGAAGAAGAAGAGUUACGAAGGCAGCGUGGAGAAGAUACUGAGCGAGAGGAAGCAAAUAAGGCCACUGAUAACACUAUCAGUGCUACCACCUUUGAUAUGUUUGCUACUGAUGCUGAUCUUCCACCUGAAAUAUUGAGUAAAGCAGCUGUAAUCGUUUCUGGACAAGAACCAACUAAUGCUUCGUUGAAGGACAAUUGGGAUGACACAGAUGGUUAUUACAGGAUAAGAAUUGGUGAAAUGCUUGAUAGUCGUUACCGUGUUUAUGGUUAUACUGGUGCGGGAGUAUUUGGUAAUGUUGUGCGUGCUACAGAUGCUGCACGAAGUAAUACACACGUAGCAGUAAAAAUUAUAAGAAAUAACGAAGUGAUGCGAAGAACAGGUAUGAAGGAAUUGGAUAUCCUGAAAAAGCUGAAUGAAGCGGAUCGAGAUGAUCGUUAUCAUUGUCUUCAAUUAUAUCGACAUUUCUAUCAUCAUCAGCAUCUGUGUUUGGUGUUUGAAUCUCUCAGUAUGAAUUUGCGAGAACUUUUAAAAAAGUAUGGCAAUAGUGUCGGUUUACACAUGAAAGCAGUUCGCAGUUAUACGCAGCAGCUUCUCAUGGCACUUCGAUUGCUCAAAAAAUGUAACAUUCUUCAUGCUGAUAUCAAACCAGAUAAUAUUCUUGUAAACGAUACUAAAAUGACGCUAAAAUUGUGUGAUUUUGGUUCAGGCUGUCAUGUUGUUGAUGCAGAAGUAGCACCGUAUCUAGUAUCUCGCUUUUACCGCGCUCCUGAAAUAAUGCUUGGUUUACCCUAUGAUUUUGGCAUCGAUUUGUGGUCAGUAGCUGUAACUCUUUAUGAAGUAUACACAGGGAAAAUUAUGUUUGCCGGGAAGUCAAAUAAUCAAAUGCUUAAAUUCAUGAUGGAUUUGAAAGGAAAGUUCCCAAAUAAAAUGGUGAGGAAGGCUCAAUUCAAGGAUCAGCAUUUUGAUCAGAACUGCAAUUUCUUAUAUCACGAAAUUGAUAGAGUGACUCAGCGUGAUAAGAUUACAACAAUGUCUGUUGUGAAGGUCACACGAAACUUAGAAAGUGAACUUUUGGGGGAUCAAGAACUUGACAAGGAUGGUUUGCGAAAACUUGAACAGUUUCGCUUGUUGUUAGAUGCGAUGAUUACUUUGGACAACUCGAAGCGCAUAACAUGUGGUGAGGCGCUCAAACAUGCAUUUGUGGUAGAAAAAUGA
Messenger RNA from Thelazia callipaeda (thelaziosis nematode), 3372 nucleotides. Lineage: Eukaryota; Metazoa; Nematoda; Chromadorea; Rhabditida; Thelaziidae. The record is from the annotation of a GenBank genome assembly.